Molecule: messenger RNA, 1461 nt
Organism: Trypanosoma cruzi
Lineage: Eukaryota; Euglenozoa; Kinetoplastea; Trypanosomatida; Trypanosomatidae
Product: 8-oxoguanine DNA glycosylase, putative
Exons: 1
Coding region: 1-1461 (486 amino acids)
Biological process (GO): nucleotide-excision repair; base-excision repair, AP site formation; base-excision repair
Cellular component (GO): nucleus
Molecular function (GO): damaged DNA binding; 8-oxo-7,8-dihydroguanine DNA N-glycosylase activity
Source: RefSeq, a predicted model, not a curated record
AUGUAUUUUGCUAUGCAAUGGAGUAAAUCUAUUAUUUAUGGUUAUUUGUUGUUGUUGUUGUUUUGCUUGCGUUAUUUUUUAACUGCCUUUUUUAUAGAUGCAUAUGCGACCAUGAUGCACGCUUGGUAUGCGCUACCAUCCCCGGCAGCGGUGAAUCUGCCAAUGACACUCUGUGGUGGACAGUGUUUCCGGUGGCGUCGGACACCACGAGGCACAUGGGUUGGUGUGGUGGAACGUGGAGCGUACGAACUCUCUGAUGCUGCCCAUCCGCCCGAAUUCCAGGCAGUCUAUUCACGUGGGGAAGAAAAGCGGGGAAUGAGGCCCUCUUUGUCCCAUCCUUCUGACGACCUCUCUGGGGAUGUUCUUUGGUUUCGCUGUCUUCAUCGUGAGCCAAAGAAUGCAUCGGAUUUGUCUACAGAAGCCUGUUUUUUGCGGCAUUACUUGGCGUUGGAUGUGGACCUGCAGAAAUUAUGGCGGCGGUGGACACGUGACAAUCCCAUGAGAAACCAUCCUUUGGUUCGUUACCUCACCUCCAAUGCUGGCAAAGGGCCUUCUGUGAAAAUUCGUCAUUUGCGACAGAACAUUCAUGAGACCCUUCUAGCAUUUCUUUGCUCACAGAAUAAUAACGUACAGCGCAUCACAGGACUUGUGGAGAAAUUGGCCACCUCGUAUGGAGACCACUUGUGUGAUUACAACCUUGAAACAGGCGAUGUUCGAAACGUGGGUUAUUUAAAUCACAGCUCCACGAGGUCUACAAAAAAUGCAAAAAGGGCUGAUACGGGAGAUGGAGAUUGGAUACCUUUACAUACUAUUCCCAGCAUGGAUGAAUUAGCUAGACGGUCGGAAGAUGAACUCCGCGCGUUGGGUUUUGGGUACCGCAGUAAGUACAUCGUUCAAUGUGCCUCCAUCAUUCAAUCCAGUGGUGCAACCAGGCGGAAAAAGGAGGAAGGCGUGAAUUGCUUUUGUUCCUCCAUGCAGUCUUACAAGUGGUAUGACGAUCUUUUGGACCCUUGCCUUAGUUUGUCUGAUCGGCGAGAAAAACUUCUGUCCCUUCCCGGAGUGGGACGAAAGGUUGCAGAUUGCAUCCUUCUAUUUGCGGUGGGUCAUCAUGAAAUUGUACCUGUCGAUACACACAUGGCGCAGGUGGCAACAGAGUACUUGGCUGGGACAGCGACAUGCGGCAAAAAGGUCUUAUGCAACGGAAUGGGCGAGAAACGAAAACGCAAUUCUGAAGGGAAAUCUUCCCUGACGGCAGUAUCAACGGAUGGAUCUUGUUGGGAAAAGGUUUUGGCAGAUUGGUACAGAAAAGGAAAGGAGCGGGACAUGAAAAUGCCGGCGCUUUUGCACAAACAUCAUGAUGCCAUUCAACUGGGGUUUUGGCAUCUUUUUGGUGAUUACUGUGGUUGGGCACAUAGCAUUCUCUUCUACGCACGCAUGCGAAGAGGGCAAAGAGACAACUGA